Messenger RNA from Caenorhabditis elegans, 873 nucleotides. It is a transcript of the gene srbc-60, whose product is annotated as Serpentine Receptor, class BC (Class B-like). The coding region runs from base 1 to 873 and encodes 290 amino acids. The transcript has 4 exons. NCBI's taxonomy places the organism in Eukaryota, Metazoa, Nematoda, Chromadorea, Rhabditida, Rhabditidae. The record is from RefSeq and is marked reviewed.
AUGAUGCACGUUUCUGCCGUUAUAGUAGCUUUGAUAGCUCUUAUUUUAUCGCUAAGCACUUUUUUACUGAAUUUUUAUAUUUUCUUGGCCAUAUUUAUCUUUAAAAAAAUCCCGAAAAAACCUGAAAUGUUCCUGAUCUACGCCAGAUUUGCUAUCGACAUAUGUUAUGCACUUGGUAAUUCUUCAAACCUUGGCUAUUUCACUCUUCGGUUACUUUUCCCUGAAGCUCAUGUGAAAAACCUGUCAUUUUUCAUAGCCUGGCCCACAUUUAACCUGGGAAGUUUUCGGGUUUUUCUAGUGUUUUUCAUGACUUCCGACCGAGUUUUUGCAUCCUUUUUCCCAAUUUAUUAUCAUAAAUAUCGAUCGCAUUGCCCUACCGCAACAAUUUUAUUACUAAUGUGCGCCUAUACAGUUUUCGAGCAAUACAUUCUAUUUGUGAUGUGCGAUUUUACAAUCGAUGUACCAAGUAGUUGUAUGCAUUUGGGAUGUACAGUUAGUAAAUGCUAUUUUGAGUAUUGGUUGUGGUUUGAGCAGCAUGGCUAUUUUUCCAUUGGACUGUUAUCCCUUUUAGUAUGCUUCAGAUUUUUUGUAUGGAAUUUUUUGAAAAAACGGAACAAUUCUAUUUCAAGGGCCACCAAAAUCGCUUUACUGGACACUUUUAUUCUCUUCACUUUUGAUCUACUACCCUCCUUUCUCUUUUCUCACUUCCCCGCCAUCAAUUUUGAAACAGUGGGCCCGCUGAGCGCAGUUUGCAAGAAUGCUGGAUUUGUUAUUGAGUCGGUGAUAAUCUGCAAAAUUUUGCUGGGCACGAGGUCCAUGGUGGCGCCAAGUUCCAGCAAUAAGUACACGCCGAACCGGGAGCCACCGAUUUAG